AUGUCGGUCAAAUUCGAGAAGGAGACGACGACCAAGACGACAGCCGCUGUUGCCGACGCUCUGGAAGGAAAGGAUGGAGUGAUGCACAAUCUCGGGCAGGCUCUGACCAAAGGCGGCGGUCCCAAUGGAUACCUCGCUGCAUACCUCAAGCAGCUGCAGAGCAACCCGUUGCGCACCAAGAUGCUGACUUCGGGUACUCUGUCUGGUCUCCAAGAGUUCCUGGCCUCGUGGAUCGCCCACGACAGGAGCAAGUCGGGUCAUUACUUUACUUCGCGUGUCCCCAAGAUGGCCAUCUACGGUGCCCUGAUCAGCGCGCCCCUUGGACACGUCCUGAUUAGCGCCCUCCAGAAGGUCUUCCAGGGGCGCAAGAGCUUGAAGGCAAAGAUCUUGCAGAUUCUCUUCAGCAACUUGCUUAUCUCGCCCAUCCAGAACAGUGUGUACCUCGUCUCCAUGGCCCUCAUCGCAGGCGCUCGCACCUUCCACCAAGUCAAGGCGACGGUCAAGGCUGGCUUCUGGCCUGUCAUGAAGGUCAGCUGGAUUGUCUCGCCCAUCUCUUUGGCAUUCGCUCAGCAGUUCCUGCCUGAGACCACCUGGGUGCCCUUCUUCAACAUUGUCGGUUUCAUCAUCGGCACAUACAUCAACGCGCAUACCAAGAAGAAGAGGUUAGCUGCUCUCAGGCGAAAGCACUACGGUGACGGCAGCGGCAGGAGUCAGGGUCCGGGUUCGCGCCCUAGUUCGCGCCCUGGCUCGCGUCCCGGCUCCGUCAGUGGAAGGCCUGUCGACGAAUCUUACCCCUCUGAUUCAGAGCCAGAUCUUUACGUCCCCUUCGAGUCUUAUGGCUACCGGCGUCCGCUAUCGAGCGUUGCUGUGCGACUUCAGGAUCCCUUCCUGAGGUGCGAGAGAGAUCUUGGAUGGAACAUCGACUGGGCAGUUGCUUUCGUCGUUGACCGACUGGAACAAAGCUGGGCUAAUACAGCUGAUCAAUUCAAGAGCAUCAGGAUACGGGCUGCAAGUCUCGAGAGGGACGGACUAAUCCAGGAGAUCCCAUAUCGUAUCUUCAACAAGCUGGACGAAGUACUCUUUGCCGGCCAUUUGAAGAACGCUGUCUUUCUCGAUAUCGGAAGCCUGGGCUCUGAUGUCUCGGGAGCUACCUACGCCCCUAGACUGGGACCGAAUCCUGAUGUCAAGCGCAUCUCAAUCGUCCUAAACGUUGACGCGCUCGAGUACGCCGACGCGAAAGACAUUAUUGCGAUUCUGGUUCACCACAUGAUACACGCAUACUUCCUCGUUGCUUGUGGUGGUCAGAAAGAAGAUGAGGUGGACUACGGACGGUUGAAUCACGACGUGCAUUUCGGAAAGAUUAUGCUUACUGUCAAGAAGCUCUCAGCUGUACACGGUAGAGAGUUGUCGCCACUGAACUAUGGGCACAGCUUGUUCACCGUCCGCUACGUCGAGGAUGAGUAUCACAGUCCACGAAGAAAAGAAGCAAUUGAGCGUGAAGAUCGAGAGCAGUGGAAUCGCAGUCACUGCCAUAGCGAUACGCAGGGGCCGUCCGAAAGCGAAGUGCAUAAGUGGUACGGGAAGGUUUGCGAGCCUUUGUUCAACCAACCUAAGUGUGCGCGAGAGCUAGGAGUUCAGACAUAUAACGAUCGGUGCCACGAGCUCGAGACCAGACACCGCGCACGUCUCAGACCGACUGCUAAGUCGGUCGAGUUCGUGUUCAAAGACAGGCCUGUCCUCGUCGAUGCAGACAAGUUGGAAGGCUUUCUAAGUGUUGCACGAGCUUUUGACAGAGUAGGUAGCCGCUUUCUCACGAUGCACAAGGAGGUAUCGGAGGACACUUUCGUCCGCUUAUUGGAGUUUCUUCAUACCGGCUCCUACCGUCCUGACCCACGCCCAUUCACCGCUGCUGCUGCCGGGUUAGGUAUCGCGCGUCGAGGGUCACCGAUCAUCAAACCUCAAUCAACCACUACUGACGCUUGUGUCCUUGUCGAUGUGCAAUUUGCCAAGCUUGGCACAUUGAUGGGUUUCGAUGACUGCAAGAGCUAUGCGUUGGAUAGGAUGAACGCCUAUGGCAUACUCAACGAAGAUCCUGUCGCCAUCCUUAAAGAGAUCUACCAGGGGUAUGAGCCUGAUUCAGACCUCAAGGAUUGGGCACGCAAGUUCCUCGUCAGAGCACCAAGUACUUCAAAUCCAGAGUGCCGCACUACAGCGAUUAGUGUCACCACCGUAGAGCCACCGAAUCUUAUCAAGCUCGAGAGUGAACAGAGCUCGCACCGCGCACGUUUUCUCGAUGCCGUUGACGCAAGUGGAGCAUUAGAAAACGAUGUCAACAAAGCUCGUGCUGAGCUCAAAGCUGCUGGUUGGUACAACUGGCCAUCACUUCUGCCUCAUGACGCGCCUAGGCUCCUCACCAACCGUUCUACGAGCUACCCGACUCAUCCACUGGCAGUUGAUUAUCGCUCAUCUACUUCAGUCCCCUGGUCCAGCGUCCACGACCUCACAGACCAACUUUCCUCGCUGGAUAUCGAGCGCCUGCGUAACUUGGAGCGUGAGAAAGCUCGCGACCGUGAACGAGAAGAAAGGUUGAGAGAUUAUGAGCGAUUCAAGUACAGUGACAUCGAGCGUGAUCAACUUAGGAAAUUGCGUCGAGAGAAGGAGCGCGAGCUGGAGAGGGAGAAAGAGAAGCUGAGGAGGUUGGAAAUGGAGAAGGAGAAGGUCAAAGAGACGCAUGCGCAGUUGCAGGCUAGCGCUGCGAUUGAAGCGCUUUUUGGGCAACGUGGGCAUGGGUUUGUAGAGGACUUUGAUUACGAGUAG
This is a messenger RNA of Alternaria burnsii, 2817 nucleotides long. RefSeq lists its product as uncharacterized. The transcript is spliced from 4 exons. Bases 1 to 2817 code for a protein of 938 amino acids. NCBI's taxonomy places the organism in Eukaryota, Fungi, Ascomycota, Dothideomycetes, Pleosporales, Pleosporaceae. The record is from RefSeq and is a predicted model, not a curated record. Gene Ontology annotation, cellular component: cytoplasm; membrane.